Messenger RNA from Protopterus annectens (West African lungfish), 2094 nucleotides. RefSeq names its product stathmin 2 (gene STMN2). Gene Ontology annotation, cellular component: cytoplasm; growth cone; neuron projection. The transcript is spliced from 5 exons. Bases 151 to 693 code for a protein of 180 amino acids. Gene Ontology annotation, biological process: neuron projection development; microtubule depolymerization; regulation of microtubule polymerization or depolymerization. Lineage: Eukaryota; Metazoa; Chordata; Ceratodontiformes; Protopteridae. Gene Ontology annotation, molecular function: tubulin binding. The record is from RefSeq and is a predicted model, not a curated record.
GAUUAUAAUUAUUCAUGGGUUCCUGCCUCUCGCUCUUUCUCUUCCACAGCCCCACCGUGCUGAGUCAGUGCCUUAUUCAGUCUUCUCGCUUUCCACUGCUGUAGCUGGACUCCUUUCCAAGAUAGCCUUUGAGCUUCCGCACAACAGACAAUGGCUAAAACAGCAAUGGCCUACAAAGAGAAAAUGAAGGAAUUGUCUAUGCUCUCCCUGAUUUGCUCCUGUUUUUACCCUGAAUCACACAACCUUAAUCCCUACAAAUUUGAUGAUAUGGAAGUCAAACAGAUCAACAAGCGAGCCUCUGGCCAGGCUUUUGAACUUAUCCUUAAGCCACCUUCUCCCGUCUCAGAUGCUCCACGUCCCCUCACAUCCCCAAGAAAGAAAGAUCUCUCUCUUGAAGAAAUCCAGAAGAAGUUGGAAGCAGCAGAAGAGAGGAGGAAGAGUAUGGAAUCUCAGAUCUUGAAACAGUUAGCAGACAAGAGGGAACAUGAACGGGAAGUCCUUCAAAAGGCUUUGGAAGAAAACAAUAACUUCAGCAGGAUGGCAGAGGAGAAGCUGUUACUGAAAAUGGAACAGAUCAAAGAGAACCGAGAGGCGUACUUAGCUGCUCUGCUGGAACGUCUUCAGGAGAAGGAAAGGCAUGCCGCAGAAGUCCGCCGAAACAAGGAACUCCAGGUUGUCGAGCUUUCUGGCUGAGCAUCAGUAUCCAGUGUAACAUAACACCAUCAUUAGUAAACUUCCCUGCCAAUAUUAUUCUGGCUCAUGUGAUAUCAGUAAUGGGAAAUAUAUGACAUGGUUUGAAAAAAAAUGAACUCAGUUACUAUAAAAUAGUGAUGCAGUCUCUUUGCAGAAUGAUUUGCUUGAUGUUUAAACUGACUUGGAUCUUAUUUUGUAAAUACUUAACAUUUUUGUUAAAAAAUACAAGUAUUGCAUUAUGCAAGUUAUUUCAUAUUUUACAUGUCCUGUAACAGGCUUUGAUGUUGUCUGUCUCUACUCAGUUGAAAUUGCAUUAGAUGAAAUAUUUAGACUCCAGUCCCACAACAGUUCCAUCCCCCACUUUAGAUUCAUAAUGUAGAACAGAGCUUUAAGGUCAGUAGUUUUCCAGAGUGAGACCAGCAUACGUGUACAAUACAUUAUAAUCUGCAAACAUUGUUAGAAAAGUAACUAGAGAGAGCAGACACUUGUAUAAACCAAUAAUUUGCCAAAGCUUGCCAAGCAUAAUUUGUUGGCUUUUAGCAUUUUUUUUCUGUUUACAUUGUAGUUCAGAUGUGAUCUUUCCUAAUCAAAUAAUUUAAUAAUGAAUGAAAUCCACACUAUACUGUGCUUAAAGUGAGCAAGUGAAAACACAGAUUAACUUACCAGGUUUGCUCAAGUAAGUUAAAGUAACUGCUGGCAGUUCUUGGCAGUUCAUAAUUAACUAAACUAUGAAAAGAGAAAACACAUUCUGCUACUAGGCCAGUACUUUUUCCAAUUCUCUAAGGAAGAAUGACUGAUGUAAUACAUGUGUAUAUAUAUAUAUGUUUGUGUGUGUGUGUGUAUGUAUAACACAUGCAUGCAUAGUCUGGCCAGCUGGCCGAUACACAGUAGUGAGGAAUGCAUACAGCUAGGCUUGACGUGGUGCAAAAAUACUGGCAACUAAAUAUAGCACUGUUUUAUUAUUACAGAAUGAACAGUUGUGUUCAAUUAUUAAGUAGUUUAUGAACAGCAGUUAAUGUGCUAUUAUAAAUGACAUCUCAUACAACCCAUUUAUUUAUAGUACAGCUGCCAACCAUGUGAUCAAUGAUCUAGUUUUUGUAACAAUGUUACUGUUAACAACACAGACUGACCUGAUUUCUUUAGUUACGGGGAGCACAGUUCCAAAAUGUCCAUGGAAUUGUGAGGACUGGUGCUGCUGGGGUUGCCAGAAGGGGUGCUUGUGCCAAGUAUGGGAUUGCUAGUUAUCUAUAAAUUCUGAAAAAAAAAUGUGUUUAACUUGUACCUUGCCCUCCCCCCAGGGUUGCUGCCUGCCUUUUCGAUUUGUCAUUUAGUGCUGUUUUUUCUGUAUGUCAAUGUGAGCAACCUGUGAUUAAUAAACAGUUGGGAUUCUAUCAACAGGAA